This is a messenger RNA of Ruditapes philippinarum (Manila clam), 1206 nucleotides long. RefSeq names its product isonocardicin synthase-like. The transcript has a single exon. Gene Ontology annotation, molecular function: S-adenosylmethionine-dependent methyltransferase activity. Lineage: Eukaryota; Metazoa; Mollusca; Bivalvia; Venerida; Veneridae. The coding region runs from base 1 to 1206 and encodes 401 amino acids. The record is from RefSeq and is a predicted model, not a curated record.
AUGACUGAAAGUACUGGCGUAAAAGCUGAAUCUACGAACGCGAUCGUAACUUACGAUGGGAUUUUCAAAGGCAUGUACGAUGAGAAACUGCAAGAAAUGUUCCAGGAAGGUCGCCGGAAGUUUGCUGGCGGAGAUUGGCCUGGUGGAAUGAAAAUAUUUGAAAAUAUGUUGGAGAUUGCAAGUGAUAAAUCAAAGGAUAGAAAAACUCUUGAGGAAAUAAUGAACGAGUUGAAACGAUACGAGGCGUGCAGAAUCGAACCUGGAACCCAGCCAGCCAAAAGCAUAGACUGGUCAGCAGUUGCAGACAGACCGUUAGAGCGACUUCAUGAAUCUUUCUUCGGAUUACCACAAGGUGUGUUCUUCUUGGAUGUCGGGCGUCAUGGGAAACCUGGAUCAGUACGUCUUGUCGGGAAAAAACUUCUCUCGGACUAUUUUCUAGCUUUCAAAAUUCCUGAACUUUUCUGUAGUUUGGUGAAAGCUGAUAUGAUAUUAGGCUUAUAUGUUGACCAACGUAUGAGUGACUCAAAUGUAACAAUUUUCUAUAAUCCAAUAGAAAAAUCUGAAAAACUUCAUGUUAUGCAGAAAAUAAUGUCAAAUGGAGGAGCAGACGCCGAAUUGAUAUUUCCGUUUCCGCUUAUGCGCAGUACGACGCGAUGUGAAUGGGGUUCCCCACCGGAAGGAUGGGAAGUUGACGACUCUUAUGAUAUCAUGCUAGGAUGCGGUGAGGAACGGAUACGAGCUUAUUCAAUUCAGUUUCUACGAUCUGUUGGACUUGAUAAACCAAUACUAUACGACCCUGCUUGUUCGACAGGGGUAUUUUUAUCCACGCUUCAGCAAGCAAUUCCCGGAAGUUACACAAUCGGCCAAGAUCUAAGUCAGCAGAUGGCAAAUUUCGCAAAAGACCGAGUGGACGAAGCCCAUUGUGCAAACGCUCUGGAUCCAAAGAUAAAACUCGGUACCGCCGAUGCAGUAUACAUAAGAUUUCUAAAUUCGGAGGUGAUAAAGACGUGUGAGGCAGAAGAACUUUUGUCGGCGUUGUUGCCUACAGUUAAAAAAGGCGGAUACAUAAUAACAUUUGGUCAUACCCCUGUUUUACUAUCAUCGUCAAAUUUUAGACAGCUGUCGGGAUUUCAAUUCAAGCAGUCCGUCGGAGUGGCUGUUGACAAGUGUGGUAUUUUUCAAUACUACGUGAUCCAAAAGUCUUAA